Molecule: messenger RNA, 612 nt
Organism: Penicillium cataractarum
Lineage: Eukaryota; Fungi; Ascomycota; Eurotiomycetes; Eurotiales; Aspergillaceae
Exons: 2
Coding region: 1-612 (203 amino acids)
Source: RefSeq, a predicted model, not a curated record
AUGGGGUUCCUUGUCCCUGCCAAAAACCUUCAUACCGACGCUCUUGUAUCGGGAGGACGGGCCACACGAGACCAUUUGCAUGAUGCUGCAUCGUCCGCUGCCAUUUUCCCGUGCCCCCAUCAAAAAGCGAUCAUUGAUUCGUUUACUGACCCAUGCCUGCGUGCGGGACGUUAUAGGCGGCAUACUCCGUCAACUGUCGAAUGCUCCCUUCAGCCGGCUUUACCCUCGCAGAGACGCGCCCCGGGAUCCCUUCAGCUGGCGGACUUGUCCACAUCCCGCCAUGCCACCAUUCAACACGGUUUCAGAACAGUGACAGGGAAAGUUGACAUGGAGGCUGCCAUCGUGAAGCCCCAGAGCAUCCAAGAUCCUGAGACAGAGGCCAGAAACGAGAAUGGUGACGGCCACCAGGCGCCGGACAUUGCUCCGCCAGACUAUUCUUCACAGUCCCUGGAGUCUGGAACGGUCUCCCCACCGUUGUUUGAGUUCUUGGCACAUCCCGAUGCGUACACAACUUCAUCGGCUCCAAUUGACAUUCAAAUCUCGGAUAUCCCUCCAGAAAUUCGACCGUCUUCCAGAGAAGCGCCUAAUAGCGCGGCAUUCCCCAACCACUGA